AUGCAGGAGCCAAGGAACACAGAUGGGCUGCAUGACCGCAUUGCAAAAGCUGUGCUCUCCCAGUAUGAUGGUCUACCCGGUCGUGCGAAGCCUCAAGGCCGAGCGUGGACAGUGCUUGCAGGCAUCGUUGCUGAAACACAUGGAGACUUGGAGGUCUUAGCCCUUGCCACCGGCACGCGCUGUAUUGGGGUAGCAGCCAUGGUGGCUGGCUGUGGACAGGUCGUGCAUGACUGCCAUGCUGAGGUCUUAUGCCGACGAGCCUUUCACCGUUUCCUGCUGGGUGAGAUGCUUUAUGUGAGCAAUGAUGGGCAGAAGGAGCAGAGGAGAUCAAGCAUACUUGAAAUGGUCCGCAGGGAGGAGCUUCUGUUUUCCCUCCGGAGCGAUGUCAAUUUGCACUUUUACGUCAGCGCACUACCCUGCGGAGAAUGUACGUUGGUGCCCUUACAGAGCAAGGAAGGGACUUUGGCCAGGAAGAUGACGGAGGAAAAGGAAGCCGCCCCUCUGAAUGAUCGCAACAGGCUUCUGACACAUCUUGUUCUGGGCUUGGGGUCAUUUGAGCACAUGAGUGAAACAGUGCAACACCGCCAACUGCUUGGCCAGGCAGAAGGAAAGGAGAAGGACACAGAGGCGAACAAGGAAGAAAGCAACGACACGAAUAAGAAUACCGAUGAUUCCAGUUCUGUGGUUGGCUCUUUGGCUCCAGCUCUGACGCCGCGAAGCCUCAAAGAAAGGCAACGUGUUGCAGCUUGGCCAAGGAGCACCAAGAUGCGUGCAAAGUUGAGAAGGAAAUUCAGCUGUUUGCAUCGAAUCAGACCAGAGUUCGCUGCCAUUUUGAACGACUCUACGCAUCCAGACGACAUGCAGAAAGCCUGUGAGGAGGUUCUGGUGUGCCGAGAGCGUGUUCUGUGGACAGCAGGAAUAGAGAUUGUUGUUGCUGCCGUGUCCUUUGUAGGAUUUGAUGUUCGACGCAGUCCCUUGGUGCCGUGUGUGAGCUCAUGCUUACUUCUGCUUGCCACCCUGGGAUAUCACGGCGCUUUAGUUCUUAGUCAGAUCGAGACCGUAGUGCACACGCUGCUCUCAACCUCGAUAGCGGCAGCCGUUUGUGUGAACUUCGUCAUAGAGACUUUUGCAGGGACUCUUGACAGCACCGCAACGAUGCCGCCUGUUUGGUUGUUGCUUCUGGCACUUGUUUUGCCUUAUUUCACAUUGCUGGGCCUAGCUGCGACCAGUGUGUUUUUGGGCAUCACAAUGCACGACUUGCGACAAAUGAACGAGGACAGCUCAAUCAGCAGCGAAGAGUUGGAGACGCAAGCAGAACUUGCGCGGGGGCAGGAUAUGUGUUGCGUUUGCGUGUCCGAACGCAAAGACGCAGCACUGGUUCCAUGUGGACACAAGGCAAUGUGCUACAGGUGUUCAUGCCAGGUCCAGUCACGUGGUCUUGCCUGUCCCGUUUGUCGGACCCCAAUAACUCGCGUCCUUCGUGUCUUUGACUGAUUUGGCACCUGCAUUGGCAAGGCAGUUGUGUCCGGUGCUCUUCAAUGCAAGUUACUGACCACAAACUCUCUUGUCAUUUGUCCCUGUGUGGCCAUCAUAUCAGUCACAAUAGUCACACCUACACACAUAUCAUGAAAUUAAGAUGAGAGAAUAUGAGAGACAAUCAAACCGAGUCCUGGCAAAGCUGCAGGACGCUGCAGGUGCGCGCUCAUCAAAGCAGUAUGAGCUGAGGGUAUUGCGAGACUGCGAGACCCGUGCUGCGC
Cladocopium goreaui is the source of this 1757-nucleotide messenger RNA. The record is from the annotation of a GenBank genome assembly. NCBI's taxonomy places the organism in Eukaryota, Dinophyceae, Suessiales, Symbiodiniaceae.